Molecule: messenger RNA, 3918 nt
Organism: Anopheles coustani
Lineage: Eukaryota; Metazoa; Arthropoda; Insecta; Diptera; Culicidae
Product: nidogen
Exons: 9
Coding region: 1-3918 (1305 amino acids)
Biological process (GO): cell-matrix adhesion
Molecular function (GO): calcium ion binding
Source: RefSeq, a predicted model, not a curated record
AUGAUGUCUUAUAAAAGUGGACUAUUUCUCAUGAUCGGUGUUCUACUGCCACUCCACACGGUGGCGGUCGAUUCUCGCGAUCUGUACAGCUAUAUGAACGAGGCCGUUGAAGUGUUACCGCGUGGUGACGAAGAGUUCCGGUACAUGGAUUUGGGAAUGCCAAUCUUCUUCUACAACGAGAAAUAUGAUCGUGUUUACAUCAACACCAACGGCAUACUGUCCUUCGGGGGGGAGAUGGUCGGUUUCCUGAAUUUACCCUUCCCCCUCGGUAACCCUGCGAUCGCCCCGUUCUACUCGAACGUCGACACAACGCUCCCGAACGAUACGGCCACGAUCGUGUUCUUUAAGUCGCGCGAUCCGAAUCUGCUCGAGAAGACGGCCCGCCUGGUGCGGGAGAACUUUGCCAACCAGCACGACUUCCAGGCGCAGCAGGUGUUUGUGGCCACCUGGGAACACGUGGGACACUUCAACAUGAAGAAUGAUGUGCAAAAUUCCUUCCAAGUGGCGAUCGUUCAGGGUGCGCAGGCUACGUUCGUGCAGUUCCUGUACCCCGAGAAUGGCAUCAACUGGAUUCAGGGCGAAACCGGCGACACGGGGCUACCGGAUGUGCGUGCCCAGGCUGGCUUCACCGGGGAUGAUGAUGUUACCUUCUCGCUGCCAGGAUCGGGAACGGAUAAUGUGCGUCACUUGAGCAUAUCGAGCAACAUCAAUCAACCCGGCCUAUGGUUGUACCGUGUGGGACCAUUGGCGCAGCAGGAGAAUGUGGAACAACCGCGUCACAAGCUGGAUCAGCAGUCCAGUGAACCGAGAAGCUGUGCGGAUGGCGGUCGCUACAAGUGCCAUUCGGCGGCAACGUGUGUCAACAGCAAUUGGGGAUAUUGCUGUCAGUGCAAGGCGGGAUACUACGGAAACGGAUUUAGUUGCGUUAAGAACGAUGUCCCUCUGCGAGUCGCCGGAAAGGUGGGGGGAACCGUGAACGGUGAGCCCGUCGAUACACAGCUGCAAUCGUACAUCGUGAUGGCUGACGGGCGCACGUACACCGCCAUUAGCCCACUGGAGGAACAGCUGGGAACGGAGCUGCAGUUGGCGCAAACCGUCGGCGGAACGAUCGCUUGGCUGUUUGCGAAGCCACUCGGUGACACGAUCAACGGAUACCAGCUAACCGGUGGGAAGUUUAAUCACACCAGCACACUGCAGUUCGAAUCCGGCGAAAUGUUCUAUAUCACGCAACGAUACAGCGGGCUCAACGUUUGGGAUCAGCUGGCGCUUGAGGUGGAGAUGUCCGGCACGCUACCGAAGGUGCCGGCGCUUGAGAAGCUCCAGCUGGACGACUACACCGUUGGCUUGCGCGUAUCGGGUACCGGGCGGCUGCAGGCUUCCAGUACGCACAGUUUCCGUGUGGCUUCGGAGGGAAGGAACAUUAGCUGCACUCUGUACCAGGACAUCUCGUACGACGUGUGCCGCGGGAAUGAGGAAGCCAACGCACGCCGGGAGCAGGGAACGCUGAAGAUCACCCGUGUCAAUCUAGGCUACGAACCGCGCGAGAAAGCCGUCCGUAUAGGCAUGUUGAGCAAGACGGUCGUCGGCGAUCAGUUUAAUCCAUGCGAUGAGGCAAACUGUGGUGAUAAUACGGUUUGCGUGCCGAAACCCGACGACACCUACGAUUGCAACUGCAAGAAUGGUUUCACGUAUGUGCAUUACGGCAAGACUGAGCGUGUGCACUGCGUGGACAUCGAUGAAUGUUCCGGCACCAAUAUUUGCGACGAGAACGCCCAGUGCUAUAACGAACCCGGCGGCUACAGCUGUCGCUGCAAUGCCGGUUUCGAAGGAAACGGCUACCAGUGCGAUAGAGUUAGUGCUACCGACGCCGGAGAACCAACCUCGUCCUCGUACACCGUCUCCACACCGGCAAGCCGCGACAACGAGGUGGAAACCUAUAACGAACGCUACUACUGCGAUCGUUGUGCGGAGUUUGCCGAUUGCGUCGAAGGCCAGUGUCAGUGUCGUUCAGGAUACGUCGGCGAUGCCACCACAUACUGUCAGGCGCUGUGCGAUGCGGAAAGCGUCUGGAAUGGAGAAUCUUGCGUAAAACAGCUCUACGCUGAGGAAGAAGAAAUUGCUCCAUUCUGUACCAUCCUCGGCUGCACCUGUCCCACCGGAUACACCUUGAUUGAGUACGCGUUCAAUCAAAUUUGUCGUCGUGUCGCGAUUGACCCAGAGGAGGCACCCCAUCCGGAUCUGCCACCGUGCGAUGUGGAAAACAACUGCAGCCCGAACGCGAACUGUGAGUGGCGUGACAAUGUGUACGCCUACGAGUGCAUCUGCAAUCCGGGCUUCGAUGGCAAUGGCUAUACGUGCGUGGAGAAGGAAGUAUCCUGUCUGGACGACGAAGAUAUUUGCGACAUUCAUGCGUCCUGUAAUUAUAUCCUUAACCUUAAGAUGUCCAUCUGCGUCUGCAACAAGGGCUACGAAGGGGACGGUCGGACGUGUCACUUGGCGCCCGAGUGUUCGGUGCACGACGACUGCGGUAUGAACUCGGAGUGUCAGGACGGGCUCUGCGUGUGCCAGGAGGGCUACGAACGAGAUCUAUCCGAUUUUUGCGUCCGUGCAGGAUCGUGCGGAGGAGCGUACUGCGCCGAAAAUGCCGUUUGUCGUCUAGACGGCGUGCAGAAGAUUCCCUACUGCCACUGCCCGGCAGGAUUCAUCGGUGAUGGCGUGUCGCAGUGCAAAUCCGUCCCACCACCGUGCAACGUGCGCAAUAACUGUGGUUUACACGCAACGUGCGCUCCAAGUUACAGAGAUUCGUCAGUUUUUCAGUGUGUUUGCAACUCCGGUUUCUUCGGUGACGGAUUCGUUUGCACACCAGAGCGUAAUUGCGUCAACAUUCCGAGCCUGUGCGAUCCUAAUGCACGUUGUGACUCGACGACCAGUGGCUACCAGUGCAUCUGCAGAGAUGGCUUCAUUGGCAACGGAACCGUGUGCAAUACCGCUCAUCGGCUCGACGAUGGCUUUCUGCUUAUCAGUCAGGGUGUUGCCAACAUUCGCGUACCAUUGAACGGAGGGCUAGGUUUCCCAGUAACCAUGGCGUUCAUGUCAAUCGGGCUCGAUCGGGACUGCGUUGAAGGACGAAUCUACUGGAGCGAUAUUGCGGCACAACAAAUUCUGAGCGCGAAGUACGAUGGCACGGAUCAAAAGCCAUUCAUUACCAAGGACAUCAUUUCGCCAGAAGGGGUGGCAGUUGACUGGAUUUCCCGUCGUCUGUACUGGGCCGACUCGGAGAAGGACACCAUCGAGGUGGCCAGCCUGGAGAACCCCGAAGUUCGUACGGUUCUGAUCAACAAAUAUCUCGUUAACCCGCGCGGAAUCGCCAUUGAUCCGCAUCAAAGCAAGCUGUACUGGUCAGACUGGAAUCGUGAGGCACCAAAGAUCGAGUGGGCUAAUCUCGAUGGAACGGAGCGCCAGCUCUUGGUCGGUAGUCCACAGGUUGCCCUUCCAAACAGCAUCCAGGUUUCCAUGGCCAGUGGAGAGCUCUGUUUUGCGGACGCCGGAACGAAGAAGAUCGAGUGUGUUGAUACCUAUAGUAAGAGAAUUCGAACGAUCGCUAGUAAUCUUACCUAUCCGUUUGGAUUGGCCGUUACUGAUGAUCUAUUCUAUUGGACCGAUUGGAUCACGAAGAAGAUCGAAAGCAUUGACCAGUACGGUGUGCGACAGAAGGCCAUCAACUCGCCUGUGUUUGGAAACCAUAAAAUGUACGGAAUGACGGCCGUAACCGACAAGUGUCCCCUAUUCCACAGCCCUUGCGUCAUAAACAAUGGCGAGUGCCCGGAGAACACAAUUUGCUUAAUCAAUCCACGUGCCCCAUCGGGCAGAAGUUGCAAAUGUACUCGUAAUUGUAACGACAUUAUAUUAGACUACUGA